CGAUAAUAUAUUAUACUUUUUAUUUGACGUUUGAAAUUUGCUUACCUGGCGGUAGCUGUUGCAUUAGUGAAUUUAAUUCAAUAACAUUGAACAAUUGGUCAAAUUCCACAGCAUCACACCAACGGCAGAAGGUUCCCAUAACACACGUCUGCACGAAAGUGGCAGUACACAAGGAGACUACUUAAACAACCUAGUUUACGCUAACAAGAACGGUCACCUAAAGGAUUGACUAGGGACAACAAAAGACGCUUAGAUAAGCGGCUCCAACUUUGCCAACAAUAUAAUCAGCUGUAAUUGUAUAAACAAUAACUUCUAUAUUUGUCGCAGGGUUAUCACGAGCAAUAACAAAGAAAUAAAUAGAGUUCCUCUUUUAUGCGUAUACACUAACCAUUUCAGAGCAUACUGCCAAGUACAAAGUUCAAUUGUGCGCCGUCUAAUUAGAACACACAACACAUAUUUCCACCUUUAAAACACAUACAAAAAGCAAAAUGUCGGAGGCACCAGCACAAGAGCGUAAAGCAAAUCCCUUCAAAGCUUUUCUUAGUGGCGGCUUCGGUGGCAUAUGCAAUGUGCUAUCCGGGCAUCCGCUGGACACCAUUAAGGUGCGUCUGCAAACAAUGCCACGGCCAGCGCCUGGACAGGCGCCAUUAUAUAGCGGCACCUUUGAUUGUGCUGCCAAAACAAUUAAGAAAGAAGGUGUGCGUGGACUGUACAAAGGCAUGUCUGCACCACUAACUGGUGUAGCGCCCAUUUUCGCAUUAUGCUUUGCUGGUUACGCGUUCGGUAAACGUGUUCAACAAACUGGUGAAAACACCAAAUUGACUUACUCGCAAAUUGCUAUUGCGGGCUCAUUUUCUGGCUUGAUGUCAACGAUAAUAACAGCGCCCGGUGAGCGUAUCAAGUGUUUACUGCAAGUGCAACAAGCAUCUGGUGGUGAGCGCAAAUACAAGGGUAUGAUGGAUACCGCAGUGCAACUCUACAAAGAGGGCGGUAUACGUAGUGUUUAUAAGGGCAGUUGUGCGACACUUUUACGCGAUUUGCCCGCAAACGCCUUUUAUUUUCUCGCUUACGAGUAUAUACAAGAUAAGGCCAAAGAGCAAACUGGCAGCGAGAAGAUUAGCAUUACUUCGACGAUUUUCGCCGGUGGUGCUGCUGGUAUAGCAUAUUGGUUGGUCGGUAUGCCCGCCGAUGUGUUGAAGAGCCGAUUGCAAACAGCACCGGCCGGCACAUAUCCAAAAGGUAUACGCAGCGUCUUCAAAGAUCUGAUGCGUCGCGAUGGUCCCUUGGCUCUAUACCGUGGCGUUACACCGAUUAUGUUGCGUGCCUUCCCCGCAAAUGCUGCCUGCUUCUUCGGCAUAGAAUUGGCCAAUGAUGCUUUCGAUGCCAUCGCCGCAUUGUUUUAACUGAACAAUUUUCCUAUAAGACUAAAGAAGUUUUUAUAACACUAAAUUUAAAUAGUGCACUUAUAUUUGAAAAAAAAAGUUGCAAAAAUUUUUAAUUAUAAGAAAUUCUAUUUUCGUAAUAAUUGUUAUUUUCACAUUGUUGUUGUAGAAAUAUAUAGAAUAGGCUUUUAUAAUGUAUAGAAGAAUAUGAAAAUAUACACACAUAUUGAAAAGAAA
This is a messenger RNA of Bactrocera oleae (olive fruit fly), 1619 nucleotides long. Its product is annotated as congested-like trachea protein. The record is from RefSeq and is a predicted model, not a curated record. Lineage: Eukaryota; Metazoa; Arthropoda; Insecta; Diptera; Tephritidae. Gene Ontology annotation, cellular component: mitochondrial envelope. Gene Ontology annotation, molecular function: O-acyl-L-carnitine transmembrane transporter activity. Gene Ontology annotation, biological process: carnitine transmembrane transport; mitochondrial transport.